AUGGGACUAGUUAGGAAAAUUGCAUUGACAUUUAGUCCUGCAGAUUUUAUCAUCGUCAUGGCUACAGGGAUAUCCUCAGAUAUCCUCUACGUAUUCCCCUAUUCUGGCUUUUGGCUGCGGCGGGCAUCAUAUCCAAUGUUUGCAGUAGCUUGUUUAUCUAUGUUAUAUUUCCAAAUCUUAUGUCUGCUGCAUUUGAUCUUUUAUAUCAAAGAAAAUUCUCUUAAAGCUUAUUUCAACGAAUAUUUUAGAAAUCCAAAUAAAGCUUUGUUUUGGGGUGCUUACCCAAUGGGGUUAGUCACCAUCAUCAAUUAUAUGGUCAAUUUAGUGGUACAUGAUGGUAGAAUCACACAUGGUGUAAAGAUGAGAAUGAUACGAACUUGCUAUGUGUUAUGGUGGUUCGAUGUGGGUAUUUCUCUUUGGACCGCUUGGGGCAUCAAUUUUUUCAUUUUGAAAUCUCAUUUCCUUAAUGGUUCUCUGGGGAAAUAUCAAAGCUAUUCUCAAAAAAUUAUGACUGAACAAUUGAAAUCCAUGAUUCUUUUCCCCAUUAUCCCUAUUGUUGUCGCAUGUUCCAGCAGUGCAAAUUUCACCAUGUUGGAAAUCUUUUCCGAAACUUUUAAUAGAAGGAUUCAAUUCAUGACUCUUAUUGUUACUACAUUAUUAUGGUUGCAUGCCUUAGCAUUAGUCUUUAUGUUGAUUACUAUCUUUUUUUGGAAUUUAUACGUCAAUAAAAUCCCUCCAAUGACCCAAGCGUUUUCCCUUUUCAUUGUUUUGGGUCCAUUGGGCCAAGCUUCUUUUGGGAUUUUAUUGUUAACUAAUGAUGCAAUUUUGUAUGUCAACAAAUAUUAUCAUUUACCAACCCAAUUAUCAGAUAUUACCACUAUAGAUGAUUUGCAUUCCAUCAUCUUAACAUUAUCCAUUCCUUGGAUGUUUAAAGCCAUUGGGCUAAUCCUUGGUUUAACUUUGCUUGGAUUCGGCUAUUAUUAUACAAUCUUUUCCAUUCUUUCAUUUAUCUAUUAUUCAACCAAAAAAUUGGAUCAUCCAACCGAUAAAAAUAAAAAAAUUCGUCUCUACCAUUUCAAUAAAGGUUGGUGGGGGAUGACUUUCCCCAUGGGUACAAUGUCCCUGGGCAGUACCGAAUUAUACCAUCAAUUCAAUGAAUACGUCCCCAUGAAAACUUUCCGCGUCUUGGGUACCAUAUAUGGAACUGUAUGUAUCUUAUGGUCAAUCAAUUGUGUACUAUUCACAUUAUAUUUUACUGUAUUGCCAUUCAUCAAGAAUAACAUUGUAAAACCUUGUAAAAAUAAAGAUGAAUCAAUAGGGGAAUCUCCAAUGAUUCUCGAUUAUUCUUCAUCUUCUUCAACAGAACCUAAAGUAUAA
Messenger RNA from Henningerozyma blattae CBS 6284, 1377 nucleotides. RefSeq names its product Ssu1p (gene SSU1). Gene Ontology annotation, cellular component: plasma membrane. Gene Ontology annotation, biological process: transmembrane transport; sulfite transmembrane transport. NCBI's taxonomy places the organism in Eukaryota, Fungi, Ascomycota, Saccharomycetes, Saccharomycetales, Saccharomycetaceae. Gene Ontology annotation, molecular function: sulfite transmembrane transporter activity. The transcript has a single exon. The record is from RefSeq and is a predicted model, not a curated record. The coding region runs from base 1 to 1377 and encodes 458 amino acids.